Messenger RNA from Culex pipiens pallens (northern house mosquito), 582 nucleotides. It is a transcript of the gene UQCR-14, whose product is annotated as cytochrome b-c1 complex subunit 7. The transcript is spliced from 3 exons. Bases 117 to 449 code for a protein of 110 amino acids. NCBI's taxonomy places the organism in Eukaryota, Metazoa, Arthropoda, Insecta, Diptera, Culicidae. The record is from RefSeq and is a predicted model, not a curated record. Gene Ontology annotation, biological process: mitochondrial electron transport, ubiquinol to cytochrome c.
GCGUCAAUUUGACAACCAACUGUCACCCCGCUGGUGAGAAAUUUUCUUCCGCUGAAGGUGUGCAGAAGCUUGCGAAUCGUUCCGUUCGUAAAGUAAACCAAUUUCCCCGCAUAAAAAUGUCCUACGUUGCCAGGAAGGGACCGCAAGUGGUGUCCGCUCUCGGACGAUGGGCCUACAAUCUGUCCGGAUUCAACCAGUACGGUCUGCACCGCGACGACUGCCUGUACGAGGACGAUGACGUGAAGGAGGCGAUCCGCCGCCUGCCGGAGAAGGUCAAGGACGAGCGCAACUACCGCAUCACCCGCGCCCUGCACCUCUCGAUGACCAAGACGAUCCUGCCGAAGGAGCAGUGGACCAAGUACGAGGAGGACACCAAGUACCUGGAGCCGUACCUGGAAGAGGUCAAGCGCGAACGCGACGAAAUUAACAAGUGGGAGGCCAACAAGUAAGCCGGAGGUUCUGGCUGGCGGGAUCCUGUACCGUUUGCGGAGAUCUGCUUCGUAAACAGAAGAUUGUUAGAUUAGUUGCUUCGCGAAAAUGAACGAGAAUGAUAGGGGAAAUAAAAUGAAAAUCGGGAAAAAA